Molecule: messenger RNA, 3672 nt
Organism: Kalmanozyma brasiliensis GHG001
Lineage: Eukaryota; Fungi; Basidiomycota; Ustilaginomycetes; Ustilaginales
Product: tRNase Z endonuclease
Exons: 2
Coding region: 1-3672 (1223 amino acids)
Biological process (GO): mitochondrial tRNA 3'-end processing
Cellular component (GO): mitochondrion
Molecular function (GO): 3'-tRNA processing endoribonuclease activity
Source: RefSeq, a predicted model, not a curated record
AUGCUCGCCGACCUUCGCGUGCUUCACGUGCCAUCCUCCGACACCAAUGUGCUGCCUCCCGUCAUCCUCCAGCUUGGCGCCGACCGAUACCUAUUCAAUGUCGGCGAAGGCACCUCGCGCUCUUCCACCCAGCGCAAGGCCAAUCUCAGCCGCGUCACCAAUAUUUUCGUCUCUCGCGUAGGAUGGGAGGCCAUCGGUGGUCUACCUGGCGUCCUCAUGUCCAUGGCAGAUGGCCAGCGUGCCAGCGAGUCGCUACACGGACCCCAAGGUCUUCGCUAUGCCCUCGCCACCAUGCGCACCUACGCAAAGCGUGACAUAAUGAAGCUCAACAUCAGCGAGAUCCCAGCACAAGCAGGUACUUCCAGCGCCGGUACUGGGAUCACAGCAUCACCCGUUUUCACCGACGACAACCUCGCCAUCUACGCCGUGCCCCUGCUUCCUUCCAGCGCCGCGAAGCGAGCGUCCAAGAGGCCCAAGCUUGAUGACAAUCGCGCUGCAGGCCCCUCAGCAACCACACUCGAGAAAGUGGAUCAGCUAUGGCGGAAGCCUCAUUUCAACCCGUCUGGCCUACAGGCCGAAGACGCACAAGCUUGGAUCCAUCUCGUCUCGGGUAGCAUUUUCAACGACUCGCUACUACGUAGACGACAACAGCAGGCUGUAGAGGCGACCUCGACACAGCAACCAAGCGUCUCAAUCAACGACGUCGAGAUGGAAGAUGCCGACCGUGCACCAGCUCCGACGCAACUACACGCUCGAGGGACUUCACCUUGGCGUCCACCACUGUCGCCUGCCUUCGUCACACGACUGCUACCACGGCCGCACUCGGACACACGCAACCUAUCGUCAGAGCGGAGCGACCCAGCAGAAGGCGGUCAAGCUCCCGUUCUAGCGUUCAUCUGCGAAGCGCAUCCACAGCGAGGCAAGUUUGACCCCGUCAAAGCGACAGCCGCCGGUGUUCCGCCAGGUCCUCUGUUCGCGGCCUUGACAAGGGGAGAAGACGUCACGCUCAAGCGUCCGAAGGCCUGGUCAAGUAUGCCAGUAGAAGAGAAGAAGAGGUGGUCGCAGAGCCAGAGAGGAGGUCAGCGCGGUGGUCCAGCUGGCAGCAAACCAAGGCCAAAUGGAAAGGCAAAGGGUGGGAGCGCGACAGACUCGCCACCAGCUGCAUGGAACGAUGUCGAGGAAGUACACGUGAGGUCCACCGACGUCAUGGGCCCUUCGCGUGCUGGUGCGGUCGUGCUGCACGUCUACCUGCCAUCAACCGACUACAUUGACGAUCUGCUCAGCGAGAGAGCUGCGUCCACCUUCUUGCCGUAUACUGCCGGAGCCAACCAAGGACUCAGCAGAGAGCAGUCUCGAACACCCCAAGCUAUCGUCCACGCAGUGCCGACUGGCGUUCUCAAGGAUGCGCGCUACCAAUCAUGGAUGCGUACCUUCGGGCCCGACUGUCACCACAUCGUCGCUAACCAUGACGUCUGCGCUAACAAGCUCAUGUACCCUUCGAGCGCGACGAUUCCGCUUCGACUUUCCAAGCUCGACGAGGUCAUGUUCAAGGUGCCGCAGUAUCAGCUUACCCCGAGGUCGCCUCUCUCAGCAUUGUCAUCGGCAACGACCAACGGCAAGACAGAAGAGGUUGGCUUCCCACUCAAGCUCGGUGCAGCAGAGGCGGAUCAGGUCAUUCCGCUGCAGCCUCGGGGCGGACCCAAACGCUACCACUCAGGCGCGCCGGACUUCGACUUCCCAGUGAACUCCGAAGAGGCCGACAAGCUUGCUGCGUUCGAUUUCGACACGGUUGAGGAGACCGAGCAGCAAGUGCAGCAGCUGGUCAAAGCCAAGGCCAAGAACAACUCCAAGAACGGUGUGACUGCAUCGUCGGCUCCAGGGACAGACGAACUCGGCGCUGUGCGCAACACUCGUCUCAGAGAAGCACGCAAGCAGGCGUGGCAAGACUACCUCGACGUGGUCAAGCGAAUCAAGUUCGACACUGCGCCUCUAUCGUCGGACGUCGCUCCAGAGAAAGAUAUCUUGGUGACGACGUUGGGCACGGGCUCAGCAGCGCCGAGCAAGUAUCGCAACGUCAUCUCCACCCUGAUCCAGACGCCGUCCUCGGGCACCAUCCUGCUGGAUGCCGGCGAAUCGACCUAUGGCUUGCUACGCCGCAAGUUCGGUUGUCGACGCGAUGGUACCGCUGCUGAGAGCGGUGCAUUGGUACCACAGGACAUCGACGACAUCCUCCGCGAGAUGCGCGUGCUAUUCAUCAGCCACAUCCACGCGGAUCAUCACAUCGGCCUCAUCCGCAUCCUGCUCGAGCGACGGAAGCUCCAGCCUCGACCCGAGCAUCCACUCUACCUCGUAGGCACAGGCUUCGUGCAUAACUACCUCGAGGAGUACGAGCACGUCGAGAAGCUCGGACUGGACGAAGACGUCGUUCUCGUUCUCAACGAACAUCUUGAUCAUCAGACCGGAGUAGACCCCACUCCACCUUCCGACGGCACCUCUGUCACCCCUCACACCAACGGCAUCAGUCGCGGCCAGCAGCAAGCACGGAGCGAGGACCUCGCCCACGUCUCCGCCAUCAAGUCGCUCACUGGACUCUCUGCGAUCCACACCGCACGUGUGGUGCACCGCGGCUCGCACUGCUAUGGGCUGGUCCUGCGCCAUCCCGAUUGGUCCAUCACCUACUCGGGCGACACGCGACCUGCACCGGAGCUCAUCGCCGCCGGACGCGACUGCAGCUUGCUCAUCCACGAAGCCACCUUGGAAGACGGUCAGCUGGACAUGGCCAUCGGCAAAGGCCACUCGACCUUCGGCGAGGCCAUCCGUGUCGGCCACGAGAUGGGCGCACAGAACAUCCUGCUGACGCACUUCUCGCAGCGAUACCCGAAGAUGGCGCGGUCGUCGCUCUUUGCGUUGCAAAAGCAAGGUCAAGGAAAGAAUGUGCCGAUCGCGCUGGCGUUUGACAUGGUGACCUAUCCGUUGAGCCGCUUUGGGAGGAUCCAGGGGUACACGCCGGCGAUGGAGGCGCUGUUUGCGGCAGACACGGAGGGAGAUGAGGACGGAACUGCGGCUGGCGUGGCCGAUGGUGCCGAUGAGAAGAUUGCUGCGUCGGGCAAGACGGGGCAGGGAAAGCAAAGCAAGAAGCCAGGCCAGGGCGAAAGCAGCAAGUCGUCGGGUGCAGCCACCGUCGUAGCUGGCACGCUGGGCGCAGCCGCCGCCCUCGAUGACGACAAAGCUGUCGAGGCAACGGAAGCGAAUGGCGACAAGCGAGACACAAAGCCUCUCUUUGAGCCGAGCGUCACACUCGAACGCUACACACGCAAAGGCCUCAAACCCUCGGACUGGCGCUAUCUGGGUCUGCACCUCUCCCCCUCACCCUCGACCGCGACACUGCCCGUGAUCUUGCCGGCAUACAUCCUGUCGCUGGUGCACACCGCCCAGACUGCCACGAUGGGCGUCCUCGGCGGCGCAUACAACGUCGACAUCCUCUCCACCCACGUCUCCGCUUCAGACGGGCGCAGCUGGCACGCUGUCCUCCGCGUAGACGCCAGACACGGACAAGACCUGAGUUCGUCGCUCAGCAUGCUCCCCGCGCCCGAGGUGGGCGGCGUCCGACUGCGAAUGCGCGUCGUCGGCCCAACCACCUCCAUCCAGACCGUGCAAAGUCUGCUCCUCUAG